Lineus longissimus is the source of this 1280-nucleotide messenger RNA. RefSeq lists its product as uncharacterized. The transcript has 8 exons. NCBI's taxonomy places the organism in Eukaryota, Metazoa, Nemertea, Pilidiophora, Heteronemertea, Lineidae. The coding region runs from base 12 to 1262 and encodes 416 amino acids. The record is from RefSeq and is a predicted model, not a curated record. Gene Ontology annotation, molecular function: calcium ion binding.
GCAUUUACAAGAUGGCACACGCCGAGAUGAUUGUAUCACUGGCAUUUGUUAUGUGUCUCCUCCUGAAUGGUAUACAUGGAGCCGUUGUUGAUGAAGACUGCGAGAUUGUCCGUAUAAAGGAUGUAUCCCACGACUCCCCAGCCAGUGCCGUCUACCAGCCAAGCUCAGUAGAAGACUGCGCCGAAAUAUGUAAGGAGGACAACCGUUGUCUGGCUGCAACUUUUGAGAAAGCAAGAUUCAAAUGCGCCCUGCAUUAUAUGAUAACACCGCUUAAGGGAAAUACAGAGGUUAAGAAUCACGAAUAUGAUUUUCUUGUGAAGAAGUGUCCGGAGAAAGUUAAAAACGAAGGAUGCCGCAUGCUCACCCUCACUGGUCGUCAGAGGCCUAAUACAAUAUUCAGCAGAUACAGGUUAGACAGGAGUGAUGAUUGCAAGCUACUGUGUAAGGUAGACCCCGGAUGUGUAGCAGCCUCCUACGAAAAGCCGUACACCCUCUGCUGGAUCCAUUACGAACUAGGCUACGUGUUGCACGACCGAAGCGACCAAUUUUACGAUUACUACGCCAAGGCGUGCGAGGCAACCAUUGAGAUCUGCAGCAUAACCGCCACAGAAGAUGCCAGACAGGUUACCGAAGUCUACAAAGAGGUUGAUGUCCAGACAGCCUAUGAGUGUGGGGAAGAUUGCGAAAGAGAUGAUAAAUGCCAUGCUGCGACCUUCGUUAAACCCAAGGUCGAACUGAAGGAGAACAUCUUUGUUUUGCCACCGAAGAGACCCGCAUUUUGUCUGGAGUACGAACAAGUUGGAGAGGUCAAAGCAGGCGAUCUCGCGAAGGGGAAUUUCGUCCACAUCAAGAAGAGUUGUGAGGUCAUCCAAGUCCGGCAACCAGAAAUUGACCUUUGUGCCUCCAAUCCGUGCCUUCAGGGGUCAAAAUGUCGUGCAAUUAAUGGCACCCAUCGAUGUAUCUGUGAGAUGGGCUACGAGUAUUUGGAGGACAAAGGAUGUACUUACACAUGUCAUGAUAACUUUGGCAAAACCUACUACGAUGGUGAUGAAGUCACCUUCAAGUGUUCAACACACAGGUGCAGCAAGGCGGAGGGACUGCAGGUCGAGUUGGCCUGUGAGACUUCAGAUGGUCGGUGUCUCCCCGAUGGUUCCUCAGACUUCACCUGUAUCUUAAACGGCGCGAAGGAGGAGCAUUGUAUGUGCUACAUUGAUUCUUCUUCUUCCAGUGUCAUGUACUUCCCUCUCUUGGAAACUGAGUAAAGUACGCACACAACUGCA